Molecule: messenger RNA, 1058 nt
Organism: Synchiropus splendidus (mandarinfish)
Lineage: Eukaryota; Metazoa; Chordata; Actinopteri; Syngnathiformes; Callionymidae
Gene: med7
Product: mediator complex subunit 7
Exons: 2
Coding region: 96-824 (242 amino acids)
Biological process (GO): regulation of transcription by RNA polymerase II
Cellular component (GO): mediator complex
Molecular function (GO): transcription coregulator activity
Source: RefSeq, a predicted model, not a curated record
UCAAUGGGUCGGCUAACGAAGCGCUAGCUGAGUUGUGUUUCCGCCAUAUUCAAAGUGAACAUUUGCGGCAUUCGAGGGGUCUUUCAGUGAUCACCAUGGGUGAACCACAGCAGGUUAGUGCUUUGCCCCCUCCACCUAUGCAGUACAUUAAAGAGUACACCGAUGAGAACAUUCGCAAGGGUCUGGUUCCUAAACCCCCACCACCCAUCAGAGACAGUUACACAAUGUUUGGCAACCAGUUCCAGUGUGACGACAUCAUCAUCCGGCCACUGGAGAGCCAGGGCAUAGAGAGACUUCAUCCGAUGCAGUUCGACCACAAACGAGAGCUUAAGAAGCUCAACAUGUCCAUUCUCGUGAACUUUCUGGACCUUCUGGACAUUCUCAUCAAGAGCCCUGGGAGUAUGAAGCGAGAGGAGAAGCUGGAGGACCUGAAGCUUCUGUUUGUUCACAUGCACCACCUGAUAAAUGAAUACAGACCCCACCAAGCCAGGGAGACGUUAAGGGUCAUGAUGGAAGUGCAGAAAAGGCAGAGACUGGAAACAGCAGAGCGCUUCCAGAAACAUCUGGAGAGGGUAGUCGAGAUGAUCCAGGGUUGUCUCUCUUCCCUACCGGAUGACCUUCCACAAAUGGAUGGCGCAGACGCUGAUGGAAACAGGACUCUGACUGGUGUCACCACCCUGAGACUGAAAACCGAACCCAUGGAUGUGGAUGAGUCGGGUCCAGGCUGUCUACCGACAAAUCUGCAGGAAAAGACUGUUGGGAAGAAAGAAAAAGAGUGGGACAAAGAUGCAGCCAUGUGCAGUAUUAUUGAUGAAAUCGCGUAGCUUUCCAUUUAUUCAUGUCAGUAUUUGUGUGCCAUUAAAAUUUAAAAGCCAUUUUACCUCUUUGUGUAUUGAUUUUAGCCGGAAGAAAUCGCUGCGAGGUUCUACACAUUGUUUUGCAGCGGUUGACUCACCCACCUCCUCAUCUUUCUGAGUUUCUCAUCUGUUAUGGAACAUGCUCACAGGCCUGGUUUGAACCAUUCUUAAUGCUGUCCUGGUUUAUUUAUUUUCACUUUC